UUGCAACUACCUCUAUAGAUUGGUAUGAAUCGCGGAAUUUUCCCAAAAAUUUAUAUGCACACAUUUUCUUGUAGUAUAAUUGAGUCCAUUGACCAGUAGGCGACUUUCAAUCUCUCUUGCAUUCAUCUCUUUGAUCUCUUGCUUCCCGUCUUACAAAAAAAGAUAACAAUGGCUAUCGGAGAAGUUAAUCAACGUUCAAUUUUCUCUGUUUUGCUUGAGAAGCUAGACUCUGCUAACCCGCCGAAAUUUCUGCGUCGUGUAGGAAUCGAUGCCAAGCUGAAAGAAUGGCAUACAACUUUGUUGAGUAUCCAGGCCGUGCUUACUGAUGCUGAAAACAAGCAAACAACAAACAAAGCUGUGAAAGAGUGGCUGGACGAUCUGGAUGAUUUGGCUUAUGAUCUUGAAGACUUUGUGGAUGAGUUGAACACUGAAGUUUUGCAGCGCAAAUUAAGGAAAAAUAAAGGCAGUACCAAGAAGGUAAAAGAGAUUAGUGGCCGGUUGAAAGUUCUGGAGGAACAAAAAAAAAUACUCAGUUUGGCGGAGAAUGUGAAGGUGAGGUGUUAUAAAAGAUUGCCAACAACUUCGCUUGUGGAAGAAUUGGAAGUUUAUGGAAGAGAGAAGGAUAAAGAGGAAAUACUCAAAGUCGUAUUUGGUGUUGAAUCAAAUGAUAGUCAAAUAUCUGUGAUUCCAAUUGUAGGCAUGGGAGGUGUCGGCAAAACAACUCUGGUCCAACUUGUGUAUAAUGAUGAAAGAUUGAAGGAAAAGUUUGAUCUGAAGGCAUGGGCUUGCGUUUCUGAUGAAUUUGAUGCUGUAAGAGUAACGAAAAACAUUCUUGAGUCAGUUUCUUCUGGUGGAAAGUGUGAUUAUGAAUUUUUUGACACGCUUCAGAAAAAACUAAAGGAGAGCCUUUCAAACAAGAAAUUUCUGGUGGUUUUAGAUGAUAUAUGGAUUGAAAAUUAUGGAGUUUGGGACAUCCUACGCCGUCCUUUUCUUGCUGGAAAACCUGGAAGCACAAUCAUCAUUACCACUCGACAAGAAAGGGUCGCCAAAAUCACGUCUGGAAUUCCGGCAUACCAUCUGAAUAUGUUAUCAGAGGGCGAUGCUUUAUCAUUGUUAGCUCAACAUGCAUUUGGAGCCAAAACUUUUGACCGACAUCCAGAUUUAAUAGAGAUUGGUAAGUCUAUGGUAAGAAGAUGUAAGAUGUUGCCCCUGGCAGUGAAAGCCCUUGGAGGGAUUCUUCGCGUGGCAGAUGGUCCUGAAGAUUGGGAAGAGGUGUUGAAAAGUGAGAUCUGGAUGGAUGAAGAAAAGAGUGAAAUUCUUCCUGCUCUAAAACUGAGUUAUCACUAUCUUCCUCCACAGUUGAAAAGAUUGCUAACAACUUCGCUUGUGGAAGAAUUGGAAGUUUAUGGAAGAGAGAAGGAUAAAGAGGAAAUACUCAAAGUCGUAUUUGGUGUUGAAUCAAAUGAUAGUCAAAUAUCUGUGAUUCCAAUUGUAGGCAUGGGAGGUGUCGGCAAAACAACUCUGGUCCAACUUGUGUAUAAUGAUGAAAGAUUGAAGGAAAAGUUUGAUCUGAAGGCAUGGGCUUGCGUUUCUGAUGAAUUUGAUGCUGUAAGAGUAACGAAAAACAUUCUUGAGUCAGUUUCUUCUGGUGGAAAGUGUGAUUAUGAAUUUUUUGACACGCUUCAGAAAAAACUAAAGGAGAGCCUUUCAAACAAGAAAUUUCUGGUGGUUUUAGAUGAUAUAUGGAUUGAAAAUUAUGGAGUUUGGGACAUCCUACGCCGUCCUUUUCUUGCUGGAAAACCUGGAAGCACAAUCAUCAUUACCACUCGACAAGAAAGGGUCGCCAAAAUCACGUCUGGAAUUCCGGCAUACCAUCUGAAUAUGUUAUCAGAGGGCGAUGCUUUAUCAUUGUUAGCUCAACAUGCAUUUGGAGCCAAAACUUUUGACCGACAUCCAGAUUUAAUAGAGAUUGGUAAGUCUAUGGUAAGAAGAUGUAAGAUGUUGCCCCUGGCAGUGAAAGCCCUUGGAGGGAUUCUUCGCGUGGCAGAUGGUCCUGAAGAUUGGGAAGAGGUGUUGAAAAGUGAGAUCUGGAUGGAUGAAGAAAAGAGUGAAAUUCUUCCUGCUCUAAAACUGAGUUAUCACUAUCUUCCUCCACAAUUGAAAAGAUGCUUUGCUUACUGUGCGCUCUUUCCCAAGGACCAUGAGUUUGAAAAGUUCAAUCUAGUUUACCUUUGGAUGGCUGAAGGUCUUGUGCAGGAAUCAAACGAAGAUAUGUUAAUUGAAGAAGUAGGCAGUCAAUAUUUUGAUGAACUGAUGGCUAGACCGUUCUUCCAACAAUCAAGUGACAAUACUUCACGCUUUGUGAUGCACGACCUCUUUAACGAUCUAGCUAUGUCUGUUGCUGGUGGUAAAUGUUUGAGGAUGGAUGAUGCAAUGGAGAAAAAUCUUCCUGGUAAGGUUUCUGCUAGGGUCCGUCACUUGUCAUUCAAGCGCAAACAGUAUGAAACUUACCCUAGAUUUAACUUUCUCGACAAAGUUCAAAAAUUGAGAACUUUUUUGCCACUACCUGUUGAUGCGUAUUCAAAUUACUUAUCCCAAAGAAUUUUGCUUCACCUAUUACCAUAUUUGUACCGCUUAAGAGUGCUAUCCUUGAAUGGUUAUUCAAUUUAUGAGUUGCCAGAUUCUAUUGGUGAUUUACAACAUCUACGAUACCUAGGCCUAGCUCAAACUUUACUGAAGUGGUUGCCUAAAUCUGUGUGCACUCUUAUCAACUUACAAGUGUUGAUUAUAAGAGGUUGUUGGAAUCUUACCAAAUUACCGAUGAGCAUGGAAAAUCUUGUUAAUCUUCGGCAUCUGGACAUUGCAGAUACUCCUAAAUUGCAUGAAAUGCCUCAUGGAAUUGCUCAACUAACCAGUUUGCGAACAUUAACUAAGAUGACUGCAAGUAAAAAUAAAGGAAUGGGGUUAAAGGACUUGGGCAAUCUAUCAUUUCUACAAGGUGAAAUUUCUAUUGAGGAAUUGCAAAAUGUUGUGAAUGUUCAAGAAGCAAUGGAUGCGAGGCUAAUGGAAAAGCCAAGCCUUAACAAAAUAAGGUUGCAAUGGAAUGAAGUCUUUGAUGAUUCCCGGAAUAAAUUUUUUGAAUUGGAUGUGCUUAAUGCAUUAAAGCCCCAUGAAAACUUAUCAACACUUGAAAUUAAGUAUUUCGGGGGCGAGAAUUUCUCUAAUUGGAUUGGAGAUUCAGCAUUCCAUAAGUUAGCAAAGAUAAGCUUCGAAUUUUGUGAAAAUUGCACAACUUUGCCACCAUUAGGGCAACUACCUUUGCUAAGAGACUUGAGCCUUCGAGGCAUUGGUCAAGUAAAAGUGAUUGGAGCUGAAUUUUAUGGAAAAAGAAGCCAUGGAGAAUUACCUUUUCCAUCGCUCAUUAGUCUGACUUUUGAGGACAUGUGUAACUGGGAGGAAUGGCAUGGAAUAGAAGGUGUUAUCGAACUUCCUCGGCUACGCAAGUUGAAGAUAAGUUGUUGUUCAAAAUUGGCAAGGCUUCCAAAUCUCUUACUGCCUUCCCUUGGUGAAUUAGAAGCUACAGAGUGUAAUGAGGUAGUCCUAAAUCAUUUGCAGAAUUUGGAAUCUUUAACUCAAAUACGAUUGACUAGAAUUUUUGGAUUAACUUCAGUUAUCAAUGCAUUUCUACAGUUUCCUUUUAAACUUGAAAGUUUUGAAGUUAUUGGAUGUGACGACCUUGUGACUCUAUUUCCAAGUGAUAGUACUGCACGAAACCUAGUCAAUCUAAGAAAAGUGGUUGUUGAAAGUUGUCCUUCGCUAUUGUCCCUUCAAGAAAUUGAUGCUCUUCCUGAUCUUAGGACACUUACGGUAGAACAAUGCGGAGAUCUAGAGUUGUUGCCUACUACAAUAUCUUGUCUUGAGGAGUUAUUUAUCAGAGAGUGUCCAUCUUUAGAGACAAUGAUGAAACUACAAGAUUGCAGCACCUCACUCACAUCUGUUUUUGUUAAGCAUUGGGUGAAUUUGAAUUUAACAAAUUUACUAGGCUCCAGCCACAAUUACGAAAGUCUCACUGAACUAUACAUAUGGUCUUGUGAUGGUCUAGAGUGUUUUCCCCAUGGAGGCUUUCCCACGCCAAAUUUAAAAAUACUAAAUUUAAGAGGUUGUCGACGUCUCAAGUCCUUACCUGAUAGGAUGGAACUACUUUGGUCCCUUUUGUAUCUGGAGGUGAAUGAUUGUUCCUCAUUGAUGGAAAUCUUUCCCCAAGAUAAUAUUCCCCCAAAUCUGUCUCACCUUGAUAUCAAAUAUUGCGGGAAGAAACUAAAGCCCCUGGGGGAGUGGAACCUACAAAAACUCACCUUUCUUAAAAACUUCUGUUUUGGUGGAUGUCCAGAGCUGGUUUCCUUCACUAACAAUGCUGACGAAGAACACUGUGUUCUGCCUCCAUCUCUAAUUCAGUUGGAGUUGGUUGACCUGCCGAAUCUGAAAAUCCUAUCAAAGGGCUUCCAAAACCUCACCUCUCUCCAACAAUUACACAUCUACAGAUGCCCGAAGCUUGUGGCGUUGCCUUUGGAAGACCAGCUUCAAAAGCUUUCGAGCCUUUGGAUUCGAGACUGCCCACUUCUUAAGAAACGGUGUUUGAGGAACAAAGGAAAAUACUGGCCCAUCAUUGCUGACAUUCCCGACGUCGAAAUUGAUUUUUAUUCCAUCCAUGAUUCAUUUCCAUGAAUUCAAUUACGCAAGGCAUUUUCUGAUUACUUGUAAGAACGCGAGAUGGAAUGAAGGUGCCUCUUCUAUUAGAUCUUAAAGCUUACUGUGAGGAAGGCCAAGAAGGAAAAGAAAGUGAAGGAUCCACACAAGCCAAGGACGCCUCCCUAGUGCUUUUUUGUUUUCAUGGAAGGGUUUAGGAAAUAGUACAAGGAAAAAUAUCCAAACAACAAAUCAAUUGUUGUUUUCCUUUUGGGAAUAAAUAAUAAUAUAUAUUGGAAAAGCUAGAGGAGAUAAGUGAAGUUCAUGAGUGAUGAGGCUUGAGGUGCUGAUGAUGAGUCUGACAAGUCAAAGUCUGAGAUUAAUGGUGAUGAGGACGAUGAGAGCAGUGGAGACGAGGAAGACAAUGAGUAAGCACUAUCACAUAAAACUGGAUUUUGGAUUCAAGGUCUAGGCUUAGAGUUCGAUUAGAGACUCGUAGCUCAGUUAUCUACUAGGUCGAGAAAAUUGUUGAUCAGGUCAAUCGCUCUAAGCUUGUGGUUGACUACUUCCGUGGCCCAUUUUGUUUAUAUUUCGUUGCAAGCUCCAAUUCAUACAUAGUUUCUGUUAUUGCAGGAGUUAAGAGGAAGAGGACAAACCAAACGAUCAAGGAUUUAGCAAUGCAUUUUUGAAGUGAAAUCCAGGAAACUAUAUUCGUUAAGUGAAGCCAGCAUUCUACUAAAGCGAACAAAAAGAUUAUGACGAUUGAGGAUGAUCAAAGUCACAUUUCACUUAUUAUCCUUCCUUCCCAUCUCUUUUUGAGUAAUGAUCAUUUUUAGUAUCUUGUGGCUGCCCAACAUUUCAAACAUUCCAAAAACAUUGUAGAUGUAAAUUCUACAUUAUGCGAGGAAUUUCCCUUUUCUUUUCUUUCCUUUUCGAAAUGGAGAAUCAAGUAAGCUGUCAUUUCCAUUU
This is a messenger RNA of Olea europaea var. sylvestris, 5655 nucleotides long. RefSeq names its product putative disease resistance RPP13-like protein 1. The transcript is spliced from 9 exons. Gene Ontology annotation, biological process: defense response to other organism. Lineage: Eukaryota; Viridiplantae; Streptophyta; Magnoliopsida; Lamiales; Oleaceae. Bases 169 to 4725 code for a protein of 1518 amino acids. Gene Ontology annotation, molecular function: ADP binding. The record is from RefSeq and is a predicted model, not a curated record.